Torulaspora globosa is the source of this 624-nucleotide messenger RNA. RefSeq names its product translation elongation factor 1 subunit beta (gene EFB1). Gene Ontology annotation, molecular function: guanyl-nucleotide exchange factor activity; translation elongation factor activity. The record is from RefSeq and is a predicted model, not a curated record. NCBI's taxonomy places the organism in Eukaryota, Fungi, Ascomycota, Saccharomycetes, Saccharomycetales, Saccharomycetaceae. Gene Ontology annotation, biological process: translational elongation. Bases 1 to 624 code for a protein of 207 amino acids. The transcript is spliced from 2 exons. Gene Ontology annotation, cellular component: eukaryotic translation elongation factor 1 complex; cytosol.
AUGUCCUUCACUGAUUUCUCUAAGGUUGAAACUCUAAAAGAAUUGAACACCUUUUUGGCUGACAAGUCAUACAUUGAAGGUACUUCUGCCUCUCAAGCUGACGUUACUGUCUACAGGGCUUUCCAACAGGCUUAUCCAGACUUCGCCAGAUGGUUCAACCACCUUGGUGCCAGAAGUGAAGAGUUCUCUUCUUUCCCAGCUGCUUCUGCUCCAGCUGCUGCUGCCGCUGAGGAGGACGACGAUGAGGUUGACCUUUUCGGUUCCGACGAGGAAGAAGACGCAGAGGCUGAAAAAGUGAAGGCUCAAAGAGUUGCUGAAUACCAAGCUAGAAAGGCUAACAAGCCAGCUAAGCCAGCUGCUAAGUCCAUCAUCACUUUGGAUGUCAAGCCAUGGGAUGACGAAACCGACUUGGAGCAAAUGCUUGCCAACGUCAAGGCCGUUGAGAUGGAAGGUUUGCAAUGGGGUGCUCACAAAUUCAUCCCAAUCGGUUUCGGUAUCAAGAAGUUGCAAAUCAACUGUGUCGUUGAGGACGACAAGGUCUCUAUGGAUGAUCUACAACAGGCUAUUGAAGACGAUGAAGACCACGUUCAAUCUACCGAUGUUGCCGCUAUGCAAAAGUUGUAA